Molecule: messenger RNA, 6889 nt
Organism: Vicugna pacos (alpaca)
Lineage: Eukaryota; Metazoa; Chordata; Mammalia; Artiodactyla; Camelidae
Gene: BLTP3B
Product: bridge-like lipid transfer protein family member 3B
Source: RefSeq, a predicted model, not a curated record
UCUCCUAGGUGAUGUUGCAGCCAAGAUGGCGCCGGCGGAGGCCGCGGCUGCUUGAGCGCGAUGCCCCUGGUCCUUGGCAGCAGCGGUGGCCUCGGCCGGGGUCUCGGGUCUGUCCCGAGCGUGAGCGCUCAGGCGCCUCUCCUCCGGCCGGAUUAACCCGGACACAGAAGAGACGGCCGCGAAAAGAGGAAGCUGUGAGGAACGGAGAGGGAGCGCGCCGCCUCCCGCCUCGGCACCAUGGCUGGGCUCAUUAAGAAACAGAUUUUGAAGCACCUCUCCAGCGAUCCCUGCUGGCUGUGGUGGAGAUUGGUGUGCUGUGAAUUUCAUAAUCACCCAAAUGAGUACCAGAGGAGUCUAAGAAACCCUGGCAACUGACUACUUGCUUUCACCAGGAAUAGGGAGCUUUUGUCUGAAUUUCCUGCCCUCAGAUUUACCAAAAAUUUGUCUCCUGACAAGAUAAAUCUAAGUACCCUUAAAGGAGAAGGUGAACUAAAGAAUUUAGAGUUGGAUGAAGAGGUGCUCCAGAAUAUGUUGGAUUUGCCAACAUGGCUUGCUAUCAACAAGGUUUUUUGUAAUAAAGCAUCUAUUAGGAUUCCAUGGACAAAACUGAAAACACAUCCCAUAUGUUUGUCCCUGGAUAAAGUAAUAAUGGAAAUGAGUACAUGUGAAGAACCACGAAACCCUAAUGGCCCAUCACCAAUUGCAACUGCUUCAGGACAAAGUGAAUAUGGCUUUGCUGAAAAAGUAGUUGAGGGAAUUACUGUUUCUGUAAAUUCCAUUGUCAUCCGCAUCGGAGCAAAAGCCUUCAAUGCAUCCUUUGAACUUUCCCAGCUACGAAUCUAUAGUGUAAAUGCAAACUGGGAACAUGGAGAUUUAAGAUUUACUCGUAUUCAAGACCCACAGAGAGGAGAGGUUUUGACAUUUAAAGAAAUAAAUUGGCAGAUGAUUCGAAUAGAGGCAGAUGCUACCCAAAGCUCACAUCUUGAAAUUAUGUGUGCUCCUGUUCGAUUAAUAACCAACCAGUCAAAAAUCAGAGUUACACUUAAAAGAAGAUUAAAGGACUGCAACGUCAUUGCAACAAAGUUAGUUCUCAUAUUAGAUGACUUACUAUGGGUUUUAACGGAUUCCCAGUUAAAGGCUAUGGUACAAUAUGCAAAAUCUCUUAGUGAAGCAAUAGAAAAAUCAACAGAACAAAGGAAGAGUAUGGCUCCUGAACCUACACAGAGCUCUACUGUAGCCCUAUCUACCCAGCAAGUGAAGACACCACAGACUUCAAAUGCUCCUGAUCUAAAUGAUGCAAUUGUGAAACUAUUCAAUGACUUUGAUGUUAAAGAAACCUCCCAUCAUUUAGUGAUUUCUCAUCUAGAUCUACACAUAUGUGAUGAUAUUCAUGCUAAAGAAAAAGAGUCAAACAGACGUAUUACUGGAGGGGCUAUGCAACUGUCUUUUACACAGCUAACUAUAGAUUAUUAUCCUUAUCACAAAGCAGGAGAUAGUUGUAAUCAUUGGAUGUAUUUUAGUGAUGCAACCAAAACAAAAAAUGGAUGGGCCAACGAGUUAUUACAUGAAUUUGAAUGCAAUGUUGAAAUGCUUAAACAGGCUGUAAAGGAUCAUAAUGUAGGUUCACCUCCUAAAUCCCCAACACAUGGCUCUCCUCAGCACACACAAACAGAGAAAGACUCAACUCUGAAAGGGACUUCCAAAGCACCUUCAGUAUUAUCUCAACAAUCCAAAGCUAAAUUAAUGUCCAGUUCUGUUGUGGUUAGACUUGCAGAUUUCAUUAUAUACCAGGUCUCUACAGCAGAACAGUGUCGUUCUUCCCCUAAAAGUAUGAUUUCUUGCAAUAAAAAAUCACUGUAUCUUCCACAAGAAAUGUCAGCUGUCUAUAUAGAAUUCACAGAAUAUUACUAUCCAGAUGGAAAGGAUUUUCCAAUUCCAUCUCCCAACCUUUAUAGCCAGCUGAAUGCACUACAAUUUACUGUGGAUGAAAGAAGUAUUCUAUGGUUAAAUCAGUUUCUGUUGGAUUUAAAACAGAGUCUUAAUCAAUUUAUGGCUGUAUACAAGUUGAAUGACAAUUCAAAAUCUGAUGAGCAUGUUGAUAUUCGAGUUGAUGGCUUAAUGCUAAAGUUUGUCAUUCCUUCUGAAAUGAAAUCUGAAUGUCAUCGAGAUCAACCACAUGCAGUUUCUAUUCAGAGUUCCGAAAUGAUUGCUACAAAUACACGGCACUGUCCAAACUGUCGACAUUCUGAUCUAGAAGCUUUGUUUCAAGACUUUAAAGAUUGUGAUUUUUUCAGUAAAACAUACACUAGCUUCCCCAAAUCUGGUGACAAUUUUAAUCUUCUGCAUCCAAUCUUCCAGAGACAUGCUUAUGAACAAGAUACCAAAAUGCAUGAAGUUUAUAAAGGAAAUAUUAUUCCCAAGUUGAAUAAACACACUCUUAAAACUUCUGCUGCCACAGACGUUUGGGCUGUGUAUUUUUCUCAAUUUUGGAUAGAUUAUGAAGGGAUGAAAAGUGGAAAAGGACGGCCAAUAAGUUUUGUAGAUUCUUUCCCUCUUUCCAUCUGGAUUUGUCAACCAACAAGGUAUGCAGUGUCACAAAAAGAGCUGCAGACUUGUAAUCAACUAUCUCUAAAUACAUCACAAAGUGAAUCCAGUGAUCUGACUGGCCGGUGGAAGCGGAAAAAGCUCUUGAAGGAGUAUUAUAGUGCAGAGUCUGAUCCCUCGACAAAUGAUAGUCAGAAACCUCCUUCGGAUACAUUUUUAAGAUUUUCCUCUUCGUCGUCAGAUGCAGAUAUUCAUGUCUUGGUUCGUGUUCAUAAACAUGUCAGUAUUCAGAUCAAUCACUACCAGUAUUUGCUCCUGCUUUUCCUCCAUGAGUCACUUAUUGUACUUUCAGAGAAUCUGAGGAAAGAUGUAGAAGCUGUGACUGGCAGUCCUGCUAGUCAGACAUCCGUUUGCAUUGGAAUUUUACUUAAAAGUGCGGAAGUGGCUCUUUUGCUACAUCCAGUGGAUCAAGCAAAUACCCUUAAGUCUCCUGUUUCUGAAAGUGUGAGUCCAGUGGUUCCUGAUUAUUUGCCUACAGAAAAUGGAGAAUUCUUGUCUUCAAAGAGAAAACAAGUUAGCAGUGGUAUAAAUAAAAUUAGAAGUGUAGCUGUCAAUCAUAUGUCAGACAACAGAUCUAUGAGUGUUGACCUUAGCCAUGUCCCUUUGAAGGAUUCUUUGCUUUUUAAAUCAGCUAGUGAUACAAAUCUGCAAAAGGGUAUUUCUUUUCUGGAUUAUUUAUCAGAUAAAAAUUUAGGGAAAAUAAGUGAAGAUGAAAGUAGUGGAAUUGUUUGCAAAAGUGACUCAGGAGAAAUUGGAUCAGAAACAAGUGACAGAAAGAAUUCAUCUUGUACAGAUUCAAACAGUGUCUUAAACUACAGAGAAGAUUCAAGUAUGCUGUCAUUUGAUAAUAGUGGUCAUCAAAACAUACUUUCAAAUAAUAUAAAUAGUAAAGGAAAUGAAACCAUAGAGUUGAUCUUUAAAGGUGAAGGCUUGCUUCCAGAAACAGCUUCACUCUCUGAGAACUUGGAAAUCAGUAAAGAAGAAGCACCCACAGUAAGGACACUUAAAUCACAGUCAUCUUUAAGUGGAAAGCCUAAGGAAUAUUGCCCACCUACCCUGGUUCCACUCUCUGUUUCUUAUAAGAACAUGAAAAGAAGCCCCUCACAAACCUCAUUGGAUACCAUUUCACUUGACAGCAUGAUAUUGGAAGAACAGUUGUUAGAAAGUGAUGGAAGUGAUACUCAUAUAUUUCUGGAAAAAGGUAUUAAAAAGAACUCAACUACAAAUUACCAGAGCCCAGAAGAGAGCACAAAUGCCAGUGCAAACCUACAGAAUUAUGGUAAAACCUCUCCAGAUGCCAUCAGUACAAAUUCAGAGGGUGCUCAAGAAAGUCAUGAUGACCUGAUGUCAGUUGUGGUGUUUAGAAUUACUGGUGUUAAUGGGGAGAUUGACAUCCGAGGGGAAGACAUGGAAAUCUGUCUUCAAGUGGACCAAGUGACACCAGAUCAAUUAGGCAAUAUCAGUCUUCGGCAUUACCUUUGUAAUCGUCCAGUAGGGUCAGACCAUAAAGCAGUAAUUCAUUCUAAAUCCUCUCCUGAGAUUACUCUGAGAUUUGAAAGUGGGCCCGGUGCUGUAAUACACUCUUUGCUUGCAGAAAAAAAUGGAUUUUUGCAAUGCCGUAUAGAAAACUUUAGCACUGAGUUUCUUACAUCUUCUCUUAUGAAUAUUCAGCAUUUUUUGGAAGAUGAAACUGUUGCAACAGUAAUGCCAAUGAAGAUACAAGUUUCUAACACAAAAAUAAAUUUAAAGGAUGAUAGUCCUCGUAGUAGUACAAUAUCCCUUGAACAAGCUCCUGUAACCGUUCAUAUUGAUCAUCUUGUGGUAGAGAGAAAUGAUGAUGGCUCUUUUCAUAUCAGAGAUUCUCAGUUGCUUCACACUGGAAAUGAUUUGAGAGAAAAUGUCAAAAGUGAUUCAGUGCUGCUCACCAGUGGAAGGUGUGACCUGAGGAAACAAUACAGUGUCACUCAAGCCACUCAGACGAGUCCCGAGGUUCCUUGGCCUUUCCAGUCAUUUAACUUUCCUGAGUGCUCCAUUGACUUCACUAGGGAACAGCUCAUGGAAGAGAAUGAAUCUCUUAAACAGGAAUUGGCUAAAGCUAAAAUGGCUCUUGCAGAGGCUCAUUCAGAAAACGAUGCUCUUCUUCAUCGUAUAAAGAAGAUGACAAUUGAAUAGCAGAAGUGGCAAUCAAAAGCUCGAAUUAUAGCUCUGGAGUACAGAGGUUAUAUUUAUAAUGUGAUGUUACCAAUUAGUGGAAGACUUUCCUUUUCAUCAAAAGACAAUAAAAUGAAAUAGAAUGUGAUAAGGUGGUGACUAUUCCAAAGCCAGUUUAAAAAAUCCUAGGUACGGGCCUUACAAUCUUUUGGGUUGUUUUGUGUUUUGGGGUUUAACCCUGUUUUAAACUGGUGUGACACAGGAAAGUCAACACAUACGGUAAAAUAAUUACAUGCCUAAUGAAUAUGAGGUGUCAUUUCCUAAUUUUGAUAUUACAUUAUAAGCAUUUUUUUAAAAAGAAAAAUGAAAACCUAUUGUAUUCCCACAGAUUGCUGAAUUUAUUUAUCACUGUUUGUUAAUAAUUUACUAUUAUUUACAAAGAUUCAAAGGCUUUCAGGGCUAAUGUAAAAUAGAGGGUUACAUUUUAAAUGUUAUUAAAAUUAUGUAUUUAAAUCUGUAACUAUUUAAUUACUGUAAAAAAGUCAAAUCAGAUUAAUAAAUUACAUAAUUACUGGGUUUGAAAAUUAUGGAAAAUUAUCACCCUACUGAACUUAUGAAGUAACUUGGAAAUUGGAAGGAAAUCAUUUUAAAUGAUGGGUACGCUGUAUAAGUUGAAGCUAUAAUAUACAACAAAAAAGAUGGUACAAAUUUUAAAAUAAAAAGCACAAGCUGUGAAAAAGCAAAGCAUUAGAGUUAUAUGGUCAACUAAUUUAAAAGCAUUACUUAUACGUUCCUUUAAACGUUUAUUCUUAGAAGUAGGAGAGUAAUUUAACUAUCCUGCUAAAUUUGGCAGCAUUUGUAACUGUAAGAAUUUUAAUUAAUACUAUUUGUAUUAUUUCUUUACCUUCAUCUUCCUCUAUUUAAGGAGGGGAAUGUUUUCAGAGAAUUUUCUUUUCACAUACAUAGAACAAUUUCAUACCAUUCGUGUAAUAUCAUAUUAGGUGGAUAUUUGUACAUUUCAAAUUUAUAAUACUAGUUUUGAUUAAAGUUCUAUGUGACAUAUAUUAUCGUCUAUAAGAAGAGUAACUGGUAAAUAUUGAACUCUAUUUUCUAGGGAUUGUUAUGGUUGAAACUAGCAUGAGAGAGAAUCGCAAUCACAUAUUAUGAAAUAAAAGUUCAUGAGUGUUUAAGAAACAGAAGCUUUUAACAGUUUAAAAUAUAUUUCUGAUUGAAUUAAACUAAGUGGGGUGUAUUUUAAAAUUCAUGAUAGAACAUGAAAUAGCUGGACUACGCUUUCUUUAAGAUACUUGAAAAUUUUCAGAUUUUCAGCCAUAUUAAGACACUUUUUGGUGCUUUGUUUGGCAUGACUUAUAUACCCAUCCCUCUGUCUAAGUACUUGGAGGGGAAUACAUAUUUCAUUUUACAUUAAGUGUUGGAGUGAUUUUAGAUUUUAUGGAAAGCAGUGCUGGCCUUUCUUUUUUCUAUAAUGUCCGUUUUUGUGGAUAUUAUUUUAAAAUGCCCUGUUUUAGGAGCUAAGGAUACAGCAAAAAACAAGUUAAAUUGUUAGUAUUUUACCUCGAAGUAUUUUAAAAGUCAUGCUCAGCCAUUUUAAUCUAAGGUUAUUAUAUAGUCUUAGAUUAAAAGCAACGGUCUAAUUAAGGACUUCCGUUCUUAGUAGAGUACUUUUGAUCUGUAGGUAUAUAUUCAACAAAGGCAGUCUCUGUUACAGAAAAGCAGGAUUGAUGCGACCUUCAGUUCUUCAGAGUUCACAGUGUUUCUCAGGCUUGACCUACGUGCUCUAUAUAAAUUUUAAAUUAUAAUUUAAUUAAAAUAAAUCAUAAAUUUUAUGAUAUAAUUAUUUAAUGUUAUAGAAGCUGAAUGUUUUUCUUAUUCUUUUCAAUUUAUUUGGCCUUCUCAAGAAAAUCAUAUAAGUAGUAGAGAUAAUAAUUAAUAUGGGUCUGAGCAUUCUAUAUACUUUGUUGGAUUUUUAAAAAUGUACAGUGAUUACUAUUUUUAUAGAGAUUUAAAAUUCAUAAAACACUUGCAAAAACAUGAUCUCAUGUAAUUCCCACAGCAAACCUGGGAGGUAGGUAUUAUUCAUAUUUUAAAAGUUGAAUAAAACCCCUAAAGCUCA